Molecule: messenger RNA, 1384 nt
Organism: Saccostrea cuccullata (small rock oyster)
Lineage: Eukaryota; Metazoa; Mollusca; Bivalvia; Ostreida; Ostreidae
Exons: 2
Coding region: 32-1348 (438 amino acids)
Source: RefSeq, a predicted model, not a curated record
ACCGUUGGUAGUAGGGAAGACAAAAGGAAACAUGUUGGGACAAGCGUUUCUUCUUGCCGCCGCCGUGUUAAUGACAUCUGCACAGCAGCAGGGACUUAUAGACAGGACCCUGGGCGCCCCUCUUGGCACCUUAGGAGGAGGGGGAAGCAGUAACUCUGGCAACACUGGCGGGGGUAGCAUGAUGGAUCCCUAUGGUAUGUCCGAUAGAGCCAUCGGGAGGUUUUCCGAUCCAAACAGCCUCCAAAACAGGCAAGGAAACACUAGACAAUCUGGUAGAAAUCCACUCUCCAGUUUGGAAGGACCUACAGGCCGGCUAGGUCAGCUGCCUGGGUUGAGUGGACGUACCGGACUGCUGGGAGGAAAUCAAAGAUCCAGGUCAGACCCGUUUUACAUGGGUGAUGGGAUGAUGAGAGGACAAGAUUCUAGAAGAUUUGGAUUUGAUGGAGAUCGCAUGGGCCAGCAAAGAAGGUUUAUUGGUGGAUCUCCUAAUGACUUUGGAAUGGGACGGGACAGAUUUGAUACGACUCAAGGUGAUGGUAUGUCCGAUAUGUUGAGGAGAGGGGGUCGUCUUUCCGAUUCCACAAACCAGCAGGAUGGUUCACAAGCUGAAACCAAUGACUUUCUGUCAGAUUUCCUUCGUGGAAGACCUUUCACUGGAGACAAUUCUCUUAUUGAUGCAAAUGUUCUGGCUUCAGAAACAAAUUACAAUGAUUUCCGUAGAAGGGGAAGGGGAUCUCGGGAGUCUCCCGGGUUGCUUUCUCAAACCACCUCGUCCUUGCUUCCCGACGGCGUAACCAAUUUGCUUCCUGGCGGUUUAACCGAAAACCUACCUUUAGGUCUGCUCAGAGAUGGUAGACUUCUGGAUCUGAAUAUACUAUCAAGAAGAAGGAACUAUAAUGAUUUCCGUAGACCUCGCACGCCUUCUCAAUCGAGAUCUUCGAGGCGUUCGGGUAGGUUUUCUUCGGACAACUAUAAUGAUAGAUUCCCCUAUGACAGAAACAGAUUUUUGGACGGCAUGACUGGUUUUCCACGCAGGGGAGAAGGUCAGAAUCGAAGAUCAUCACAAUUCAUGAAUUCAAUGAACGACCCACAAAGAAGAUUUGAUAUGAUGAGGUCAAUGCCUCAGAUGCGAUCACCCGGAAUGAGGCAGGAUCAAGGACGUUUUACUGAUCGAAUGAGUGGAAGGGGAAUGGAUAGAAUGAUGCAGAACACUGAACCUCGAUUCCAAACUUCAGGUACCCAAGAGAGGGCUCUAAGGGAAAGACCAACAGGAACUAACCAGAUAGGUGGCACUGCAACACCAGGCGCUUCCGGAACGGGAUCAGGAGGAACACUUAAUGUGAUAUAAAUAAACUUAAUUAUCAAUAAAAUUCUAAAAAUGGCA